AUGUCUCUCAACAAUCUUGCUGCAAACCUUGAGGAGAGAUUUGAGGCGCAGGGAGUCCCAUCGACCUUGAUAUUGCCAUCAAGCUCAAUCGGGGUGCAUUACUCCCCUCCGCCCACCCUUCAUUCUGAUCGAUCUAUGUCUCUCGACAAUCUUGCCGUCAGCCUUGGGGAGAGAUUCGAGCAGUGGGGUGUCCCAUCUGACCUUGAUAGGCCAUUACGCUCCAUCGGGAUGCACUACUCCUCCCCAACCACCCGGUCAUUCAGAUCGAUCCAUCUCUCAGCCAUCUUGCCACCCCUUGGAAACCAGAUUCAUGCAGCGGGUGUUUCAUCCGACCUGGAUGAAGUAUUUCAACUGUUUUUGCAGCUCUCCCACCCAUCACAUGCAGCAUCUACAGACAGUCUUAGUGUUGCCAAAUCAUGGGGCAUCUGCCGACGGCAUGAGCACGACUCUGCAUUGCUUGCCUAUAAGACUGCACUGAAAUUCCUCGAUCAGCAAGUUGCUCUCUUGUCGUCUUCUUCGCGUCAUUUCGACGUCAUCAGUAAGGCUGUUUCUUCCCUUGCCACAGAUGCUUUUUCGUGCAGUGUUCGUUGUGGUGCGCUGACGACUGCUGUGGAAUUAGUGGAGCAAGGCCGUGCAGUAUUCUGGACCCAGUUGGCACGCUUCAGCACACCACUUGAUGAACUUUCUGUUUCAGGUGACACCGGCGCAGCCUUGGCGGAAGAGUUCAAAGAUUGAGCUUUCGCCGUCGUAACGCGUUUGAUCAGUCUACUGAAGACCAGUCUCCGCAAAUACGGAAACUGGCUAUGCAAUGGGAUGACGUCGUCUCACGCAUUCGCACACUUCCCGGUUUUUCCCGUUUUCUCCUGCCUUCCCUGUUCUCCGACCUACAGAGGGCGGCGGAAGAUGGUCCAGUCAUUAUUGUCAAUGCAAGCAAGCAUAGCUGUGAUGUCUUGAUUAUCCUCGCUGCCCAAGAUCCCAUCCACGU
Suillus clintonianus is the source of this 985-nucleotide messenger RNA. RefSeq lists its product as uncharacterized. Bases 1 to 735 code for a protein of 244 amino acids. The record is from RefSeq and is a predicted model, not a curated record. Lineage: Eukaryota; Fungi; Basidiomycota; Agaricomycetes; Boletales; Suillaceae. The transcript has a single exon.